Molecule: messenger RNA, 806 nt
Organism: Magallana angulata
Lineage: Eukaryota; Metazoa; Mollusca; Bivalvia; Ostreida; Ostreidae
Product: ATP synthase-coupling factor 6, mitochondrial-like
Exons: 4
Coding region: 159-647 (162 amino acids)
Biological process (GO): proton motive force-driven ATP synthesis
Molecular function (GO): proton transmembrane transporter activity
Source: RefSeq, a predicted model, not a curated record
UUUAGCGAGUGGAAAAAGCCGAGAAGUAACGAUUGAACAUAUUGAUGUGUUUAUUGGAUCGGGGUCGGAAUAUUUAAGUUUUCGUUUUGUAUUACCUUGACUCUAAAUAUUACUUCAUCUGUCUGCAAGGUGAUUUCGAUAGAAAAGUCGAAGUCAAGAUGUUUGGCAGACAAUUGGUCACCAAAGGGUCAUGCCAAUGGAGGAACAUUGCAGCUAGAAACCUUCACCUCUCAGGGGCAGUUUAUCAAGCACAGCAAAAAGCCACUGACCCAAUCCAGCAGCUGUUUGUGACCAAAAUUAGAGAAUAUGCCCAGAAGAAAAAACAGCUAAAGUCUGGAGAGGUGCUGGUUGAUGCUUCACCAGAAGUGGUACAGAACUACAGUGAUAGCUUAAACAGAAUUUAUAAAAUGUACAACUUAACGGAAGCCAACUCAAGAAAUGUACCAGAACUCAAAUUUGAAGAUAAGGCAGUGGAAAUUACUGCACUUGAAGGUAUAGAGAUGAAAAAUUUCACCACUGAACUUCCUGAGGAUAAAAUUGAACUUGCUGAGGAUAAUCCUCAUAAUCUGGAGUUUAACCAGAGAGUAUUUGGAUACAGUCCUGAAAGAAGUACUGAUGUUGAUGUACCAUCUAAGAUCAAGGCAUGAUCUAAUGCCAGAGUGUAGUGAAAACCUCACACAGAUUCAUAUUGACUUUAUAAAGAGACCUUAAAGUGCUGAGGACGAUAUAUUCUUUUCUUUAAUUUUAUGGUUGACCUCGAGUUGAUAGUUGCACAGAACAUAAAUAAAACAUCAGAUUUGUUCAGA